Molecule: messenger RNA, 1509 nt
Organism: Saccharomycopsis crataegensis
Lineage: Eukaryota; Fungi; Ascomycota; Saccharomycetes; Ascoideales; Saccharomycopsidaceae
Gene: CLP1
Product: cleavage polyadenylation factor subunit CLP1
Exons: 1
Coding region: 1-1509 (502 amino acids)
Biological process (GO): tRNA splicing, via endonucleolytic cleavage and ligation
Cellular component (GO): mRNA cleavage factor complex; nucleus
Molecular function (GO): polynucleotide 5'-hydroxyl-kinase activity
Source: RefSeq, a predicted model, not a curated record
AUGGAUAGCGGUGGCAAAUCCCAAGUGAACAUCCCAGCAGGCUCAGAAUGGCGGUUUGAAGUUGAUUUUUCGCAAGAAUUAACAAUCAAGGUCGUGUCAGGAGUGGUGGAGAUCAACGGUACCGAGCUUCCAAAUAACUUUGAUUUGAAAUUUAAAGGAGUUAAGCUAUCGAUAUUCUGCUACCAGGAUAGUAUCAUUGAGUACUAUGGUACUUUUUCCUCAGAGUACGUUUCUGAUGAGAGCGUGGUGCCCCAGUACGUGGCGUUGCACUUUGCCUUGCAAAAUUUCAGAAAUAAGGCCGCCACCAACAACAACCUCAAUGCUCCUAGAGUAUUGGUAAUUGGGGGAAAAGACUCAGGAAAAACUACGUUACUGAAAGUUCUUGUGAGUUAUGCGGUGAAAAUGGAUAGUUUUCCUAUGGUGGUCAACUUGGAUCCUCAGGAAGGAGUGUACACGAUGCCUGGGGCUCUCAGUGCAACGGUGGUGAACGAUGUUCUUGAUGUUGAACAGGGCUGGGGUCAGAGUAUAUUGAGUGGUGCGUCUGCUUUCCAUCCAACUCAACCAGCUGUUACAUACUACGGCUACGACCAUAUCAAUAGUAACCCAAGCUAUUAUCGAUAUAAUAUCCAGAAAUUGGCGAGCGUGGUAGAUAAAAGAUUGGAAAAUGACGAAAUGGUCCGUCAGACAGGAGUCAUCAUCGAUACCCCAGCAUUGACCAAUAAGGACUCUUCGUUGAUCGAAGAGAUUGUCGAGGCGUUUAGUGUUAAUUUGAUCAUUGUUUUGGGAAACGAGCGAUUAUUCAUCGAUUUGAAGAAGACCUUUUCGGAAAAGAUUUAUGAAUCAUUAGAUGGGCAAAAACAAUUCUUCAACGUGUUAAAGUUCUCAAAAUCUGGAGGCUGUGUCGAUAAAGAUGAUGCGUUCAUCCGAGCCCGUCAGCAACUGUUGAUCAAGCAAUACUUUUAUGGUGACAGAAAGCAGGUACUAAGUCCGUACACCAUCACCUCCAUCGAUUAUUCGCGACUAUCAGUGUACCGAAUUGUUGAAAGCAAUAAGGUGAAUACCACUUCCGCCACAGAUAACUCCGAAAACUUGGACGCUUCUUCAGUGUUACCAAUUGGUAUGGACGCAGAGGAAAAAGCAUUGCUUGAGGAACUUGAACAAUCAAAGGCCGAUGCCGCCGUUAUGAGUGCAUCUACUGUCAAGAAGGAGCAAGAAAAAGAAGAAGUGCCAAUCUCAGAAGCUCCAGCAGAACCGGAGGCGAUCGUUACUGAUGGAGAGCUUAUUGAAAAAUUGGAACCCGAAUCGUCAUCUUUACAAAACGCCGUCAUUGCGUUUGUGCAUGCUGAUAUCGACGAGCCAAUGACAAAAGUUUUGGAUUCGGGUGUUUUGUGUUUUGGGUAUAUUAGUGAUGCUAACGACCUCAAGAAAAAGUUGAGUGUGUUGUUGCCAGUUCAAGGAAACUUGCCAAACAAGACCAUUGUGUUUGGAGGAUUCAGAUACGUUGAUUAG